Molecule: messenger RNA, 1065 nt
Organism: Thlaspi arvense
Lineage: Eukaryota; Viridiplantae; Streptophyta; Magnoliopsida; Brassicales; Brassicaceae
Source: the annotation of a GenBank genome assembly
AUGGCUUCCGAAACAUAUGCUCAUACUUUCGGAGAUCCAACGCCACCGUCCUCCUCUUCCUCCUCCAGUCGUCUUCGCGAGUGGUGGUUACGACCAGUAGUGACUAUACCGGCAACUAAUGAUCAUGACCCCACUUUCAAGGAAUUUGCGGCUUUACUUUCACCCUUUUGCGGCGCCUUGUUCACCGUCGUCGCCAUAUUAUCAGUCUUUGCAUCCAUCGACAAAGCUCACCCCCACGCCAAAUUCUCCAUCCAAUCCGUCGCCGUCUCUCCCUCCGGCGCCACGUGGCACGUCGACUUCCUCGUCGAAAACCCGAGCUCUAGAUAUUCUAUCUACUACGACGACGAUGAUGCUUCCGUGAGGCUCGGUGAUCUAUCCGUCGACGUUUUUAAAAUCACACGUAAACGUGUUUAUAGAGAUCACACGGCUUUCUCGUUGGACUUCGAUGCUCAGGGUAAUGGAAACGACGCCGUUUCCGGGCAGCUUGACAUCAAACUCGGUGGGAAGCAUAAGCGUUACGUUGAUUAUCACGAAGCUGGACAUUUUGAUAUCAGAUGAAAAAUUGCAUUCGGCAAACCUGGUAGUUGUUACUUGCAGCUCUUUGCCCAUUCCGUCUCCGUCUCCGUUACCGCCUCAAACGCAAAUAUCUCAACCGCUGAUUGGAGAAUCGGUUUGACUGCGCUGAGUCCGGUCACCGGUUGCAAAAUCUCUCUCCAUGGAAUCAAAUCGCGUCUCCUCCGUGGCGAGGACGUUAUCUCCGAGUCCCAUCCAUCGUUCGAUAUUUUUGGACAGCUUGUUACCUACGAAAAAACGGAUGGGCGGGUAAUACAUGUCGACUUCGAAAAAGUGGUAAUGCCGAGAAUUAUCGGCGGCGUGGUUAGGGAUUGUCGGGUGGAGAUUACCGCCGGAGUGACAGAAAUAGGUCAUGGUUUCUUGAUGGUGUUGUGCGGCGAUUUACCGGUGAAAUUCACGGCGGAUCCGGCGGGAAAUGUGACUGGAUCUUUGCUAGGAAAUAUGAAACGGUGUGACUAUUUAUCCCGGGAUAACUUGAAUCUUUCCUUUUAG